Molecule: messenger RNA, 2057 nt
Organism: Rotaria sordida
Lineage: Eukaryota; Metazoa; Rotifera; Eurotatoria; Philodinida; Philodinidae
Source: the annotation of a GenBank genome assembly
AGAAAUGAUGCACUGCACAUAAUAGAAUACAUAGGGAUCUUUUAUGGUGGAUACGGAUCUGCACUGAGACUUGACCAUCGUAAGCAAUCGAUGGUUUUUGAAGCGAAUGUUAUUUUUUUUUGUCAUGCAUGUUGUAUAGAAUUGUUCUAGUUGAAAGAUUUGGUUUGAAUUGUGGUUUUUUUUUUGUAAAUUAAGAAUGGUAGUUUCCAAUGAUCUGCGGCUUUUAAGAGUGGAGCAAGGGGAAUUAUUGUAUGAAAAAUUGGAUGAGAAUUGAGUAAGCUUAUUGAUAUGAAUCGGUUAGACCCAUAUGCCAUAGAAUCAUCUUUAUUUUUUAUAUGUGAAUUACACCGAGGGAUGAUCAUGUUGCGAUAUUAAACAGUGUCGAAAUAUCAAUUGUUUGACAUUGGAUUAGUUAAAGUUCAGGAUGGGAAACUCAUUAAAUCAUUUAAUAAAAUAUUUUCAUAGUAUUCGAUACAAUCUAUGGCACGAAAAUCUUCACAUAAAAUAUUUGCUUAUUGUUCGGCCACUAAAAGACAAGUGCUUAGAACCAACAUUUUUCACUAUUCUUGAAUAUAUGUUCAAAUUUUCCUUCUGAGAUAAAAUUGAACAAUUUUAAGUAAAUUUUGUGAAAAAGUCCACAACUGUAUCUGAACAAAUCAAACUAGCAAUGGCUAAAUGUCAAAGGCAGAAUGGCGAAAAUCGAAAUCCUUUUUAGUCAUAGAUUUCACCCUCAUUCUCAUUGUGGUGCUGUACGCAUGUGUAUUAUAGUUGCCACUGACUCUAACCAGUUGUCUUUUAGUAGUCGAAAAAUCAGUGAAUAUUUUGUGGCCAGACGUUUGUGCCAUAGAUUAUAACAAAAACAAAAAAAGAAUAAUUACAUAGAUUAUUAAAUCAAGUUGUUUUUUCACAAAUAACUCCCUAUACAAUCUUAACAAAUCACCAUCCAAGUUGAGAAUGAAUUGAAUUAUCAGCACAUUCACUUUUAAAUGACUAUGAUUGUAGUAUUACGGUAUUUUUUCAUUCAAUAUCAGGGCUUUGCUCAAAAAUAUUAGGAAAACUAUUCUUCGAAUUUCCACUUGAAAGUUUGUAUAGGAACAGACCAAAAUAAAAGCGUGUCUUUCUCAAUUCAAAAACAAUAAACUAGUUGAAGAACUUACCUCAUUCGAUAUAAUUGAGAAUUUAAAAUAUAAAUAUUGAUUUAUUUGUUUUAGGCAAAAGCAUUAUCAUCAUCAAAAGUUCAAUUAGAAGAUAAUGCAAAAGAUAUUCUUAAAUUAGAACGAACUAUAGCUGAUUUACAACAACAAAAAUGUGAACAGUAUAAUUUAUUAAAACGUGCAUUAACAGAAGAAGAUCGUCGAAAACAUUCUCAACAAACAGUAACAAAAGAACCAUCAUGGACAAGUCUUUAUUCACCAAAUCUUCAAAUGGCACAAUAUUCUCAUCAUCCACAACAUUAUUUAUCAGCUCAACCAUCUCAUCGUUUAUUAGCUUAUAAACCACCACCACCACCACCACCAUCACAAUCAUCUCAAUCCCAAUCAUUUAUUCCAACAACAACUGCAACAAAUGUUAGUUCAAAACGACCACGUAGUCCAUCAUCAUCUUCAUCAUCAUCAUCACAUAUUUAUCCAUCACCAUCAGGCAAAUCAUCAAGAUCAUCACAUAUUUCACAAAUGCAUUCAAGAGCAACAAGUCCUGGAUCAAGAUAUCCACCAUCUUCAUCACAAGUUGUUCGUAAUGGAGCUUCAGGAUCAACUGUUGGUUAUCCUUCAUCACAAACUCAAUCAGCAUUUUCUGCUUAUCUCAAUUAUAUGACACCAUCAUCAGCUGCUGCUGCCGCUGCUGCUGCUGCUGCAUCAGCUUCAUAUGCUAAUCAAAUGCCACGUGUACGUGGUCCAUCACAAAUACCAAAUUAUUUGAACCCAUUAUCAUUUUUACCUCAACAAAUUGUUGAUCCAAAUCAACAACAAGCAAAUGUUUAUUCUCAUCAUCAAAUGUUAAUGUCAUCAAAAAAUGGAUCUAUUAUGAAUGGAUAUCCAUUACAAUCUCAACAGUAG